AUGAGAGAAGGAAAUGACUCCACUGUGAAAGAAUUCAUCCUUCUAGGUUUCUCUGGAUCUCAUGAACUACAAAUCUUCCUUUUCAUCCUCUUUUUCUUUAUGUACAUCCUGACAAUCACUGGAAAUGUGGCCAUCAUAGCUUUAGUGCGAGCCAGACGACAACUCCACACACCCAUGUACUUCUUCCUCUGCAAUCUUUCCUUCCUGGAGAUAUGGUACACAUCAGCCUGUAUUCCCAAGACUUUAGCAAUCCUUGUGUCCAAGAGCCACCAAACCAUCACCUUCACAGGGUGCAUCACACAGAUGUACAUUGUUUUCUCCUUGGGAUGUACAGAAUACUUCCUGCUUGCUGUCAUGGCUUAUGACCGCUAUUUGGCCAUAUGUCACCCAUUGCACUACCACACCAUCAUGUCCAAAAUGUUGUCUGUCCAAAUGGCAUUGGGAUCUUGGAUAUGUGGCUUUGCAGCGAUUUCGGUACCAGCCUUCCUUAUUACCCAAUUGUCUUUCUGUGACUCCAAUGUUAUCAACCACUUCUUUUGUGACAUUUUGCCUUGGAUAGUCCUUUCUUGUACUGACACGUACACAUUAGAAAUGGCAUGGUUCAUACUUGCUGGUAUUGUCAUCAUGGGCUCAUGUGUGAUAACUUUAAUAUCCUACGUUUAUAUCAUCACCACAAUAUUAAAGAUUGCAUCUGCUGAAGGCCGUCAACGAGCCUUUUCCACCUGUUCCUCCCAUCUCACAGUGGUGAUAAUAUGGUAUGGUUCCACCAUUUUCCUACAUAUCACACCUGCCAAGCAUCAGUCACUAGAAUUGACCAAAACUGUCACUCUCCUGAAUACUAUUGUAACCCCUUUGUUAAAUCCUUUCAUUUACACACUCAGAAAUACUGAGGUGCAAGAAGCUUUCAGGGCCACAUUCAGAUUCACAACUAUGUUACAAAUUAGCAGAAAAGACAGAGGUUGA
Messenger RNA from Podarcis muralis (Common wall lizard), 963 nucleotides. RefSeq names its product olfactory receptor 6F1-like. The record is from RefSeq and is a predicted model, not a curated record. Gene Ontology annotation, molecular function: G protein-coupled receptor activity; olfactory receptor activity. NCBI's taxonomy places the organism in Eukaryota, Metazoa, Chordata, Lepidosauria, Squamata, Lacertidae. Gene Ontology annotation, biological process: G protein-coupled receptor signaling pathway. Gene Ontology annotation, cellular component: membrane.